AUGCAGGAAAGAUUAUCAAAUUUUUCUAGUAUAAUGGCUUCUCAAAGAAGAACAAAACAAAAUUUGGCAUGUUUUUUAAAUGAUAAAAUAUUUGAUAAUUCUUUUAAAAAUGCACCAACAGAAACAUCAGAAAAUAAUAUAUCAUGUGGUAAGAAAGUUUCUCUAAACAAUACAACAAAAAGUGAGAUAAAUACAAUUGAAAGUAAUAAUACUCCGACAAAUGGUAAUGUUAAAAAAGGAAAUCGAAAACAAAAAAAAGUUGCUUCAGCAAAUACAUUAGGUUCAGCUAUGCAAUCAAUUUUGAUAGAUGAUAAACUUGCAUCUCCUACAUUAGGUGGUGGAGCAGGAAAAGAAAAGAAAGAAGAUUAUUGGUAUUAUGAUAAAGAAAGUGAUGGAUUUUAUUAUGAAUUUGCAGGAUCUAGAGGAUGGAGAAAAAGAAAUAAAAAUACACCUAUUCAAUCUCUUCCCCAGACAACACAGACAUUUAAAAGUAAAAAUCCCCUACCAAUGGAAAUACCUCAUCCACAUGACAAUGAAAAUCUACCUAAUUAUUUUUAUAGUGAAUUUAACACAAAUAAAUCUAUAUUACCAUCAACAUCAUCAUCAGGAUCACUCACCAAUAAAGUUUAUGAUCCUCACUCUGAUGGUUAUUAUUAUAAUAUGGGAAGUGUAGAAGGGUGGAAGCGGCGGACAGACAGUGUGACAUCAUCAUCUAAAAAUUCUUGUUCAUCACCAAUAUUUAAUAAUCAACAGUCUAUUCGUUCUCAAGUUCAAUCUAAUGAGUCAGCGAUUAGUUAUGAUAACGAAUGGAUUAUUAAUGGAAAGGAUGGUGAUAAUAAAAAUAUAAAUGAAUUUGGAUCGUCAGCACAAUCAACAGGAUCAAGUGCAGCUUCCUCUAUUUUAGAUGAAGGAUUUCGACCUAAGUUUUUUAUACCUAAUCAAAAUUCAAUCACUUCAAGAACAUAUGCUAGUUAUUUUGAUAAUAUAUCUACAAAUAGAAAUCAACAACGUCAUCUACAACAAUUACCUAAAAAUGAUUCUAUUAAACAGGGAUCUUUUGAGAUACAAACAAAUAAAAAAAAUGUUAAUCGUAAUUUUGAUGUUGAAAUGCAACAAGAAAAUAAUGAAAUAAAUAAUAAAUUAAAUUAUUUUAAAACACGAGAACCACAGAUGUUUGGUAAUAAUGAAUCAUGUACAUUUAUAGCUCAAAAUUAUGAGUAUAAUGAUGUGUUUUUGGCAAGUGAUUUAAAUAAGGCUUUUUCUACAUCUGAAUGUUUUAAUGAUCGAUCUAAUUUAAUUGACUCUACAAAUAGAGAUGUCUGGGGAUUUAGGACAACUAACUCUGAAAGUGGAUCAUUUAUAUGUGGUGGAGAAGAGACUGACUACAAAGCUUUAGAACAAAUUUGGCAAAAUUUGGAUAAUAACUUACUUACUGGAGGUGAAAUAGGAUGUACAAACUAG
Molecule: messenger RNA, 1461 nt
Organism: Strongyloides ratti
Lineage: Eukaryota; Metazoa; Nematoda; Chromadorea; Rhabditida; Strongyloididae
Exons: 2
Coding region: 1-1461 (486 amino acids)
Source: RefSeq, a predicted model, not a curated record